AGGAAGCCGAGAAGAUUCAACGACAGGUCCUGGAACUUCAGAUCGAGAUUCUACGAUCACAAGCUAACCCCUAUUCUAUCAUUUUAUGAUGAGAAUAGCACUUCACACUCCUCGAGCCAACCCGCCUUCAGUCCCGAGACGAGUACCAUAAUGGAGCCACCAGUUCGACAUAUUGAAACGGAAACCGAGCACCCGAAUUAUCAUAUAGAGAUCCAUCUCAUCUUGAUCUCCUUUUAUUCUAUAGUAUAUGGCCUAUAG
Molecule: messenger RNA, 258 nt
Organism: Acaulospora colombiana
Lineage: Eukaryota; Fungi; Glomeromycota; Glomeromycetes; Diversisporales; Acaulosporaceae
Source: the annotation of a GenBank genome assembly